AUGCAAGGUGUAUCUGAGCCGUCUAGUCAAAGAGGUGUUAUACCCCGAGCAUUCGAUCAAAUCUUCGAAAGCAUAUCUGUUAGUGAAAAAACCAAAUAUUUAGUGCAUGCAUCCUUUUUGGAAAUCUACAAUGAAGAAGUUCGUGACUUAUUGGGUCGUGACAAUAAAACGAAAUUAGAAUUGAAAGAGAAUCCUGACAAAGGCGUUUAUGUGGCUGGUUUAUCAAUGCAUAAAAUUACUUGUGUAAAAGACUGUCAGAAUAUUAUGGAAAUUGGAUGGAAAAAUCGUUCAACUGGAGCGACAUUAAUGAAUGCUGAUAGUAGUCGAUCACAUUCAAUAUUCACUAUCUACCUCGAAAUGAUUGAUCAGAGUGACAGUUCAACUGAUGAUAAUCGUAUCAGAGCUGGAAAAUUGAAUUUAGUUGACUUAGCAGGUUCAGAAAGACAAUCAAAAACUGGUGCGUCGGGUGAUCGUUUUAAAGAAGCAACAAAAAUUAAUCUUAGUUUAUCAGCAUUGGGUAAUGUUAUUUCAGCUUUAGUUGACUCGAAAGUUAAACAUAUACCAUAUCGUGAUAGUAAAUUGACAAGAUUACUUCAGGAUUCCUUGGGAGGCAAUACAAAAACUCUUAUGAUAGCUUGUUUAUCACCGGCAGACAAUAAUUACGAUGAAACACUGAGUACGCUACGUUAUGCUAAUCGAGCAAAGAAUAUACAAAAUAAGCCUAAAAUUAAUGAAGAUCCAAAAGAUGCCUUGUUACGUCAAUAUCAGGAUGAGAUUAAACGUCUUAAAGAAUUACUCAGCAGCAAUCAACAGUCGGUACCAUCAACGACGCUUGAAGUGUUCAACGGGAAGGAAAAUAUUGAUGUGCUAGAUAUGCAAGCUGAGAAAGAAAAAUUAAAACAAGAUUAUGAACGGAAAUUACAAGCUAUGCAGGAACAGUAUGCUGCAGAAGCAGAAGAUAAAGCUAAAAUACUUGAAGAUAUGAAACGUUUAAGAGAAUUCUAUGAUAUGAAAAUUUCACAAAUAAAUAGUCAUCAAGAUGUAAUACCAACAACAAACCAAUUUCUUAAUGCAGAGUCGAAAACAGACGCAUUGUGCAACAAUGAAUCGUCUAGUUCAGAAAUAAACUUAAGUACAAACGGUUCUCAUGAUAACAUUAAAUCGCUUCCUGUCGCGAAUACUUCUUUUAAAACAGCAUACUUAAUGGGAGAUAAUCAAAUGCAAAGUAAAAUGAAGUUGGAAGUAGAUCCGAUUCGAACAAGUGCACUAUCACAAGAGGAAACAAAUGCGUUUGUCGAUUCACUCAGUGAAAAUCUGAGUAAAGAUGAACUAAUCAGAAGACUAAAAUUACUAGAAGGCAAUUUUGUUGGUGGUGAACAAGCCGGGAACAAAGAAGUUCGUGAGAAGAUAACACGACGUAGACGAUAUGCUGAAGAAAGAAGGCGUCGAUUAGCCGAGGCCAAUGCAGACUUAGAAGAUGACGGGAUAAUGAUUAAUAUAUAUGAAAGUAUACAAGAUGAAUUGCAUUAUAAAAGCAAAGCAUUGCAAAGACAAAAACAAAAGGUUUAUGCAUUACAAAUGGAAAUUAAAGAUAUCCAAUCAGAAUUUGAACAAGAUCGAAGUGAUUAUCUAGAAACUAUACGUCGUCAACAGAAUCAAAUAAAUUUGCUUAACAUGAUCUUGGAUAAAGUUCAACCAUGCAUACGCAGAGAUAGUAAUUAUCAUAAUAUAGAUAAGAUUAAACGAACAGCCAAAUUUGAUUUGGAGAAAAAUGAAUGGAUAUUACCGCCAAUGUCUAUUGAACGCUUACAACUGCCACUAACAAAUACCGAUAAUUCAUCCAAUCAGUCAAAUUCAACUCAUGAAUAUAUAAAUGAUAAUAUGGAGCAAAGUAUUUCUGCUAGAGAUUUAGAAUGGAGAAGUAAAGAAGAUUCUAGGUUGUAUGCUAAACUAGCUAGCCGGACAUUAUCUCAAAAUAAUUAUUUUGCCAAUCGACGAGCAAAUCAAAUUCUACUUAAUACAGCUACAAGAGGAUCAGAAUUCAAAAGGUAUGGAUAUGCUAACUAUAACAACAUGACCAGCUCAGGAAAUUCUUCCUAUGAACUAAUUACUGGUAAUCCUGAAUUAGCAUCACUUUCAUCUUGUGAAACUGAACAGAAUAUGAACCCGUAUAUCAAUUCUUCAGACACUAUCAGAAAACCAGGUAAAUUAAAUCCAAUGUCUGAAGUUCCCUUCAAUCCGAGUAAUAACUAUGGACAAACGCGCCAAUCACAUAAUCGUAUGCAAAAAUGA
This is a messenger RNA of Trichobilharzia szidati, 2292 nucleotides long. The record is from the annotation of a GenBank genome assembly. Lineage: Eukaryota; Metazoa; Platyhelminthes; Trematoda; Strigeidida; Schistosomatidae.